CAUGUCUGUAUUGCCUCCAGCAUAAUAGCGCUGCUGCCGCUGCUGCUGCUGCGGAUCCUCCGGGGAGCAUUCAGAGGGGGACGGCGGUGUUUCUGUCAGCAUGCCGGCAGAUAAAUCUCCUCUCCAGCUCUCUUUUACUCUUUGUAUCUGAGAGAAAACUCCUGCUGGAGGACAAACAUUCAACCCGAGGAGGAGGAGGUGACAUGCCCUUCACUGCUUGGCGCAGUCUGUGCGUUGCUCGCUGUCAGACGGGGACGAGGUAGAGACCGGAAUGGUGCAUUUGAAUCCUUCGUUCUAACACCGAGGAGGACUGGCUUGGUUUUUCUGUGCUGAGUGUUUUUAUUUAAGGGAAUUACUACAUUUAAUGCCCGAUCGUAGAACUACGAGGAAAUGCAGAACGGGCGGUGUUUGGCUGCAGGUGGAUGGCCAACCUGACAGUCCCAGGCGCCGCUUCCCUCCCCUGCAGCUCUGGCUCCAUCCGGAACUAUAGAACCACACACACAGAACCAUAUCAGACUAUUUAACCCGAGCCAUGCUUCCUGGGGUCGGCGUGUUCGGCACCAGCCUGACCGCCCGGGUGAUCAUCCCGCUGCUGAAGAAUGAAGGCUUCGCCGUCAAAGCGCUGUGGGGCCGGACGCAGGAGGAGGCGGAGGAGCUGGCCAAGGAGAUGAAUGUGCCGUUUUACACCAACCGGAUCGACGACGUGCUGCUGCAUCAGGAUGUGGAUCUGGUCUGCAUCAACCUGCCGCCGCCUCUUACUCGCCAGAUCGCAGUCAAAACACUGGGUAUUGGAAAGAACGUCAUCUGUGACCGGACAGCAACGCCUCUGGAUGCCUUUAGGAUGAUGUCAGCGGCCCAGUACUACCCAAAGCUGCUGAGCAUUAUGGGAAAUGUGCUACGUUUCUUGCCGGCUUUCGUAAGAAUGAAGGAGCUGUUGGAGGAGGGGUACAUCGGGGAGCUUCUGGUCUGUGAGGCCCAGGUCCAUAGUGGAAGUCUCCUGGGGAAGAAGUACAACUGGAGCUGCGACGACCUGAUGGGAGGAGGCGGUCUUCAUUCGGUGGGCAGCUACAUAAUCGACCUGCUCACAUUUCUGACAGGUCAGCGUGCAAUUAAAGUCCACGGCUUCCUAAAGACCUUCGUCAAACAGACGGAUCACAUCCGAGGAAUCCGUCAGAUCACCAGUGACGACUUCUGCACCUUCCAGAUGGUGCUGGAGGGCGGUGCCUGCUGCACAGUCACACUCAACUUCAACGUGCCCGGAGAGUUUCGGCAGGAGGUGAUCGUCGUGGGGACUGCGGGGAGGUUAACGGUCAUGGGGACGGACCUGUAUGGACAGAAGAACAGCGGGGGCGGAGGAAGCGGUGGGGGUCCUGAACUCCUUCUCAAAGACACCACGCCUCUUGAGAACGCUUCCCUACCGGAGAAAGCCUUCAGUGACAUUCCCUCCCCCUAUCUGACUGGGACGAUUCGUAUGAUCCAGGCUGUGCGGCAAGCCUUUCACGACCAGGACGACAGGCGGACGUGGGACGGAAGGCCGCUGACGAUGGCUGCUACCUUUGAGGAUUGUCUUUACGCGCUGUGUGUGGUGGACACCAUCAAGAAAUCCAACCAGUGUGGAGAGUGGCAGAACAUUGAGGUGAUGACAGAGGAACCCGAGGUCAGCCCGGCUUAUUUAAUCAGCGAGGCCAUGCGGCGGAGUAGGAUGUCGCUUUACUGUUAGCAUCAAGCUUACCUGACCUCAUCUAAUGACCUGUGCUACGUUAAAAAACUGGAGGUGGCAUUGGAAUAGCUUUGGUAUUGUUGGAUCUUUAUUUAUGCAGCUCUUACAUUAAUCACAGGUUUAUUUUAGCGCUAUCAAACCUGUAUAUGCUGUUACAGACAAAGAGGUUACACCACUAUGAUACAGAGGCUUCCUGAAACCCAACCUACAGUGAAAAAAAAAGCAAUGUGAUCAAUAAUCAAACAUUUAUUUAUACGGAAGCCUUUCCUGAAGACUUGAGUCCUUUAAUGUCGAUGCACUUGUAAAUUAAACUGAUUCAUCCAAACAAAAGAUUCAGUCAUGGAGGCAGACGAGGAAUUGAAUACUACUGUUUUCUGCAUCACCAUUACGGUAUUGAGCCUUUCAUAUCUGCUUCUCUUAAAUAACUUGGUCUGGAAGACGAUACCUUACACUGUGGGUCCAAAUGAGGACAGCCAAGGAAGAACGAUGGUCCUCGCAGUUGAAACUGUGCCGCUGCAUUGUUGCUAUAAUCCGAAGUACCUGUUAGUUUUAUCAAGUGAAUGUUCAAGGAAAUAAGUGUGCUUGAUAGCUCCGGUUUUGUCUGGUCGAUAUGCUUUUUCUGUAUGUGUGAAACAAGGGAGUAAAAAAAUCAAUAGUUUGGCUUUAGUUGGGUUUCUCUUAGGGGAAACCUGUCUGGUGUUUGUACGCAAUAAUGUAGGCUGCAGUAAAAACCUUUUCUCCUCCAGCCAGGAGUAAAAGGUUAAAACAGAAUAUGAUAUGCCUUUAUGCAGUUACAGUAGCCUGUGCAACAGUUUGCAAGUCCACUAUCAGUUGCAGUGAUUGUUCCUCUUAUUUAUUUGAUGCAUUUUAUACUAUCAUGAAGCAUGGCUGAAAAUGAAAAAGAGAUGUUGCAAACUGUGUCCACAUCUAUCCAGAGCCUUAUGUGUGGAUAUUUAUCGACUUGCAGUAAUGUGCAGGUUUAAUCAAGGCAUCACAUCCACUUCAGGUCAGUGUCAUUAUGCAUCAAGCAUGCUUUAUAAAGCUUCUUUAAGAUGCAACUUUAAAUACAGGCCUUUCAAUACACGCCACAUGCAAGUUCACUUUGGACACACAAAGUAAGACUGUGAUUGGCUGUCAAUUCAAAGUGUAGUCCAGUAGAUCAUGUGAUAUAUCAGCUCUAAUUUCAGUGUCUUUUAAUGGUUUUAAUGCUGGUUUUGUUCUACGUUUUUCUUUUGUCACCAAAUCUAUCCAAAAGACCAAAACCAACAACAUGGUACUAAAUCUGUUAAUAUUGAUUGGUCCUGAACCGGUAGAUUGGUAUUGAAGAACCUUCAAAGCUGCACCAAUCAAUAUGUUUUAAUGACAAUGGGUCAAACAAGUCUAUUUUAUUUGGUAAGUGUCCUACGUAUUGCUGCACGCACAGAGAUUUAUCGCCACUCUUUAAUAACAGUGGGGAGAAUUGCAAGUCUCUUUUGUCUAUUUUGCUUCCCUCGCGCCAUUUCCAUUAGCUUCAUAUCAAAUCACAGAAAGUGAACUUAGCUGAAAUUUAAAUUCAAGACAGUCUAAAGUUAAGAAAACACUGAGAUUACAGUCUAACUGAGGGCAGUUUAUUCAACACAUGUAAUCACAGGAUCACAGACUCUUCAUGUAAGUGAUAGCCAACUGUUGCUAACAUUAGCAGAGCUUGCAGAACCAGCCUUCAGUCUUCCUUGUAGGUUAACGUCUACAUGCCUGUUCUGGUUAUGCAUUGCUCUGUGCGAAUGGUUAUAUUUCUAGAUAAAAACAAACAACGCUGUGCUACGAGAUGCUUCACUCAUCUGUGCUGGUUUACAUCCGGGUAGUAGAGCAUUAUAGUGUUAUGGCAGCAGCAUAUGACCAACAGUUCAGGCCUACAAAAUUAGUACUUAUUUGUUUAACCAAUUCUGUUGCUGACUUGUGAGGGAGACGAUGUUCAGUCGACACAUCUCAAAUGCAAAUUGACAUUUCUUUAAUAAACAAAGACAAAAAUACAUAGCUCACAUUUUAACAACACAAACAGCUCUGUAACGAUGAUCUUUUAUUACUUAUACCGGGGGGAAAGUGCAUUUUUAACUGUUGACUAAUUCACAUUUGGUGCUGAAGUAAGAAGACAACACCCUUUUUCUUUAGGGUAUUAUUAUGUUGCAACAGGAUUCAAUUAGCAGAGAACAGUAGUACAGAGAUGAUGAAGAGUUACAAAAACAAAAGGUGGGACUUGAGAAGGGAUUUGACACAAGCAUUACAGUUUUAUUGUGAUCCCUGUUGAUAUUUGGAGUGAUUUUAUGAUUUGAGACGCAUACAAAAAUCCUUUGCCUCUCAUUUUUUAGUUGCAGUAAAUCCAACUAUUCUUUGUUUUUCCUUCCAAUAACAACAGAAAACAAACCAUCCAAAAUUAUUUGCAAAAAAAAGCUUGAUUUAAAGUUUAUCACAGGUGAGAGGGGAGCACUGACCUACAAGCCAAAACGUUGUUUUUUUUAUGCACCUCUGUUCCCCUGUGUGGUUUCCAGUUCUUCAACUGUGCUGAAAUACUAUCUAUGUAACGACUACUGAAAAUGUACAUAUGGAAAUAUUAUAAAACAUCAAUAUGUGUUUGUCUAAAGAAAAAAACAAGUACUGUAUGCUUUUUAUUUGUAAAAACCAAGGACGUUGAACAAUGA
This is a messenger RNA of Notolabrus celidotus (New Zealand spotty), 4395 nucleotides long. It is a transcript of the gene gfod1, whose product is annotated as glucose-fructose oxidoreductase domain-containing protein 1. The record is from RefSeq and is a predicted model, not a curated record. NCBI's taxonomy places the organism in Eukaryota, Metazoa, Chordata, Actinopteri, Labriformes, Labridae. The coding region runs from base 533 to 1720 and encodes 395 amino acids. The transcript has 3 exons. Gene Ontology annotation, molecular function: nucleotide binding.